Etheostoma cragini (Arkansas darter) is the source of this 1823-nucleotide messenger RNA. RefSeq names its product E3 ubiquitin-protein ligase TRIM21-like. The record is from RefSeq and is a predicted model, not a curated record. NCBI's taxonomy places the organism in Eukaryota, Metazoa, Chordata, Actinopteri, Perciformes, Percidae. The transcript has 2 exons. Gene Ontology annotation, molecular function: zinc ion binding; protein binding. The coding region runs from base 99 to 1742 and encodes 547 amino acids.
GCAGAAGAGACAACUCCCUCCGUUUCUCUCCAAAGAAACAACUGAAUACGACAGCUUUUUCUCAACAACAUCAUCUCUGCCUAACACUGAGUGUCGAUAUGGCUGCUGCCAGCUGUCUGCUGACUGAAGAUCAGUUCCUGUGCUCCAUCUGUCUGGAUGUGUUCACUGAUCCAGUCACCAUACCGUGUGGACACAACUUCUGUAAAACCUGCAUCACUAAACACUGGGACAUUAAUUCCCCCAAUCAGUGUCCUAACUGCAAAAGACUUUUCACCACCAGACCUGAGCUGCAAGUCAAUACCUUCAUAUCUGAGAUGGCCGCUCAGUUCAGACAGUCAGCUCAACAGAAAGCCAGCAGCAGCAGCUCAGAGCAACAUGUGUCCAAACCAGGAGAAGUUCCCUGUGACAUCUGCACUGGAACCAAACGGAAGGCCCUGAAGUCCUGCCUGGUGUGUCUGGUCUCCUACUGUGAGACUCACCUGGAGCCUCAUCUGACAAGUUCAGGCCUAAAAAGACAUCAGCUGAUCGAUCCUGUUGAGAACCUGGAAGGCAGGAUGUGUACGAAGCACGAUAAACUGCUGGAGCUGUUCUGUAAGACCGACCAGAUGUGUGUCUGCAUGCUCUGCACCGUUUCAGACCACAAGGCACAUGAUGUUGUUCCUCUGAAAGAAGGAUAUGAAGGAAAGAAGGCCGAGCUGGGGAAGACAGAGGCUGAAAUUCAGCAGAUGAUCCAGAAGAGACAACUGAAGAUUCAGGAGAUCAAACACUCAGUGGAGCUCAGUGAGGAAGAUGCAGACAGAGAGAUAGCAGACGGUGUUCAGGUCUUCACGGCUCUGAAGGAGUCUGUUGAGAGAAGCCAGGCCGAGCUCAUCGACACAAUCAAAGAGAAGCAGAGAAAGAGAGAGAAUCAGGCUGAAGGCUUCAUCACAGAGCUGGAACAUGAAAUCUCUGAACUGAAGAAGAGAAACACUGAGGUAGAGAAGCUCUCCCAGUCUGAAGACCACCUCCACCUCCUCCAGAGCUUUGCCUUCCUCAACACAGCUCCACCCACAAAGGACUGGACGGAAGUCAAAGUCCAUCCACAAAUUAAGGGGACUGUGGUGAGAGCUGUGAAUCAGCUGGAGGAAACGCUCAGCGAGCAGAUGAAGAAGCUGCUCUCCGAGGCCGAGCUGAAGAGGGUCCAGCGGUCUGCGGUGGAUCUGACUCUCGAUCCUGAUACAGCACAUCCCAACCUCAUCUUGUCUGAUGAUGGAAAACAAGUUCAACACGGUGAUGUAACGAAGAAUCUCCCAGACAAUCCUGAGAGAUUUGAUACUUGUAAUUUUGUUUUAUCAAAACAGAGUUUCUCUUCAGGAAGAUUUUACUACGAGGUUCAGGUUAAAUGGAAGACUUACUGGAAUUUAGGAGUGGCAAGAGAGUCGGUCAACAGGAAGGGAUACAUCCCACCAAAUUAUCAAAAUGGUUUCUGGACAAUAUGGUUGAAGAAUGAAAAUAACUAUGAAGCUCUUGCCUGCAAUGUGGUCCAUCUCUCUCUGAAGUCUCGUCCUGAGAAGGUGGGAGUCUUUGUGGAUUAUGAGGAGGGUCUGGUCUCCUUUUAUGACGUUGAUGCUGCGGUUCUCAUCUACUCCUUUACUGGCUGCUCCUUCACUGAGAAACUCCACCCAUACUUUGGUCCGUGUAAUAACAGCCGUGGUAAAAACUCUGCCCCUCUGAUCAUCUCUCCCGUCAAUCCCACUGAGUAGAAUUUUUUGAUUUUAUUCAAAAGAUUCAGUAAGAUUUAAUGUAAUAAAUGUAUAUUUACUGUGUGAUCAUUUUGUGGUGUU